AGGCCUUUGUUAACUAGCCAUUUUGUUGACUUGACGCGUCCAAUGCCAUAUCCAUUGUAUUUGCUUGUUUUAUAGGAAGAGGAAUAACCGAUAUUUUGCAAUUUACUACAUAGAACAGUGAUUAAGAUUUUGCUGGACUAAAAUUUUCACGGAUUGUUCUAAUUCUAAUAACAGAACAGCGUCCGAGAGCUCGACGAUUUUUUCGAAACGUAUCAUAACAGUAAAACUCAGUUUUAAAUCAACAUUGCCAUAUAUAAAGAUGAGAUACAACAUUCUCAAGAGUUGUACUCGUUUAUUAUGUACUGUAGCACAACAAUCCGUACCUCAGGUAUGCAUCGUUGGUGCAGGUCCAGCGGGCUUCUAUGCAGCUCAGCAGUUACUGAGGGAUUCAAGCAACUCAAUAAUCACCAUUCUGGAUAAACAACCAGUUCCCUUUGGUUUAAUACGCUAUGGGGUUGCUCCAGAUCAUCAGGAUGUGAAGAACGUCCUCAAUACAUUUCACAAAAUCGCAACCAAUCCACGUGUUGAAUUCCUGGGCAAUGUUAGACUUGGCGUCAAUAUUGAUGUCGACUACCUGCGAAAUUUGUACGAUGCUGUGUUAUUGGCUUAUGGCGCUCAGGAAGAUCGAUUUCUCAAUGUACCUGGUGAACAUUUAAACAAUGUAAUAUCAGCCCGACAUUUUGUUGGUUGGUACAAUGGACUGCCAGAUGAUAAAGGUCUGAAAAUUAACUUAGAUGUAGAAGAAGCAGUUAUCAUAGGUCAAGGCAAUGUAGCCAUAGAUGUCGCGAGGAUUCUUUUGACACCGGUCGACAAACUCAAGAAUACAGAUAUCACAUCGUACGCCUUGGAAGCUUUAAGUCGCAGUAGAGUGCGAAAAGUCACCAUGGUUGGACGAAGAGGACCUUUGCAGGCUGCAUUUACAACCGCAGAACUGCGGGAAAUUCUGAAGCUGCAAGAUUGUAAAACUUUUUGGCGACAGCAAGACUUCGAAAACGUACAGACAAUUGUACCGACUUUAGACAGACCCCGGAAACGAUUAACGGAACUCAUGCUGAAGUCUUUAGAAGAAUCCAAGAAUGACUUGGUGCACGCAAAAGAACUACAUCAGAUCUUCCUACGCAGUCCCGUCGAGUUUCAUGGCAGUAAAGAAUUACAGAGCAUCAAAUUUGUUAUCAAUCAGUUACGAGGAGAGACGAUACAAAAUCAGAUAGCCGAGACAACUGACGAAUUCGAAGAGAUCCCAUGCGGUCUGGCUCUACGCAGUAUCGGUUAUAAAACCGAGCAAAUAUAUAAGAAUAUAUCAUAUAAUGCAAAGAUGGGAUGCUUGGAGAACAUCAACGGUAAGAUCGAAGGGAGAAACGGUGAGCGAGCACCUCUCUAUGUCGCAGGAUGGGCAGGAACUGGUCCAACUGGGGUCAUUUUAACGACUAUGAGAAAUGCUUUCCAAGUUGCUAGAUUAAUAUACAAUGACUUGCCUUCUAAUCCGAAAGCAGGCGACGCCAGACGCGAAUUAUGCUAUGAGUUGUGCAAUAAGAACUCAGUCCAGAUUGUAUCUUAUGAAGACUGGUUGAAGAUUGAUCGCGUUGAACAACAGCGGGGCAAGCAGCUGGGGAAAGUACGGGAAAAGAUAGUGAACGUGCAUGAAAUGCUGAGAAUCGCUGAAAAUCACAUACAUAGAUGAAGGACCGAUUUGAUAGUGCAUUUUUUUCAAAGACUUAAAGAAUGCAUUUAAAAUUAUAUUUUGUGACUUGAAACGA
Messenger RNA from Mycetomoellerius zeteki, 1757 nucleotides. It is a transcript of the gene dare, whose product is annotated as NADPH:adrenodoxin oxidoreductase, mitochondrial. The transcript has 5 exons. Bases 260 to 1681 code for a protein of 473 amino acids. Gene Ontology annotation, molecular function: oxidoreductase activity. NCBI's taxonomy places the organism in Eukaryota, Metazoa, Arthropoda, Insecta, Hymenoptera, Formicidae. The record is from RefSeq and is a predicted model, not a curated record.